Oncorhynchus keta (chum salmon) is the source of this 5740-nucleotide messenger RNA. RefSeq names its product RNA polymerase II subunit A C-terminal domain phosphatase-like. Lineage: Eukaryota; Metazoa; Chordata; Actinopteri; Salmoniformes; Salmonidae. Gene Ontology annotation, molecular function: RNA polymerase II CTD heptapeptide repeat phosphatase activity. The transcript is spliced from 13 exons. The coding region runs from base 418 to 3681 and encodes 1087 amino acids. Gene Ontology annotation, cellular component: nucleus. The record is from RefSeq and is a predicted model, not a curated record.
UGGAAAACAGAAGAGCAUGAUGUUGCAUCUUCCAUUUGAUUUCUUUAGCAUCUUGUUUACAUGAUAGUCUCGACUUCUUUUUGACAUGCUAUGCAUGCACCUCAAACUGACACGUUUAUUUCAACACAAAAGGAUGACAACUGUAUUUUAAGUGACUUAAAAGUAGAGAGGUCCUCUGUCAUCAGAGCCACCGGAAGCUGUCCGACUGUCGUUCCUGUGGUCUUGUGUUUCCUGUUCACUGGCGGGAAGAGCGAAAGAAUCUGGACCAUCGGUCAGUUUUCAAAACGCACGUUGCUUUUUACAAUUAUUAUUAGCGCAGUUUCAAUAACUUAUGAUAAACCGAAUUCCACAUGAUUUGGAUACAUAUAUUAGGUUGACCUGUGCUUAUAGUUUAAAGGGUUUUGAAGCGCGAAACCGAUGGAGGAGCCCGCUGACUCCGUCCGUGGCGGGGCAGCACAGGGCCCCACCGCGCAAGUGGCAGAGAUCCGCUGCCCAAUGGCAGCGCGCCCUAUGCGGCUGCUGGAAUGGAAAGUCAAACCAGGGUCCCUCGUCAAUGUGGACUCGGUGUUGGGGUUAUGUGUUCCCAUCCCGCUGGAGAAAGAGGCCGGGUCUCAGCCGCCAGAACAACCCAAAAGGCUGCAAGAGAAGAAACUGAAAUCGGAUCGAGCUGGAGUGGUGAAGGACCUAUGUUGUCUACUUGGACAAGUCAUAUCGCCUGGUGCUGUGAUUGUCAGAGUAGAAGAAUGCAGUCAUCCAGUCGUGAUGAAGGGGCUGUGUGCUGAAUGUGGUCAGGACCUCACACAGAUGCAGAGUAAUAAUGGGAGGCAGCAGGCUCACAUCUCCACGGCAAACGUUUCCAUGGUGCACAGUGUCCCCGAGUUGAUGGUCAGCUCUGAGCAAGCGGAGCAGUUGGGCAGAGAGGACCAGCAGAGACUCCACAGGAACAAGAAGCUGGUUCUUAUGGUUGAUCUGGACCAAACCCUGAUCCACACCACCGAGCAUCACUGUCAGCGCAUGUCCAAUAAGGGAAUCUUCCACUUCCAGCUGGGGCGGGGGGAGCCCAUGUUACACACACGACUGCGUCCGAACUGCAAAGACUUCCUGGAGAAGAUCGCCCAGCUCUAUGAGCUGCAUGUCUUCACUUUCGGAAGCCGCCUCUAUGCGCACACCAUCGCAGGCUUCCUGGACCCUGAGAUGAAGCUGUUCUCCCACAGGAUCCUGUCCAGAGACGAAUGCAUCGACCCCUUCUCCAAGACGGGGAACCUGAGGAAUCUGUUCCCGUGUGGUGACUCGAUGGUAUGUAUUAUAGAUGAUCGGGAGGACGUGUGGAAGUUUGCUCCCAACCUGAUCACUGUGAAGAAGUACGUCUACUUCCAGGGCACAGGAGACAUCAACGCUCCGCCCGGGUCUAAAGAGUCCCAGCAGGCAAGGAAAGCCGGCAGCCAGGCCAGCCGACCGGCAGAGGCCUCGGAAGCAGCAGUAACGCCCGGGCCUACAGCGGGGUCGUCUGCGUCAGAGGAGCGGAGUAACGGCCGUAAGAAACAGCGGUCUAAAGACCACAACAACGGCGGGAGGGUGGCGUCAACAGCCCCCUCAGCCACUCAGGAAGCAGCAGCCAAUGAACGGACUCAACCGGGCGAGGCUGUGGAGGAGGGGCGGGGCGGGGGGGCCGAUGCCAGCACGGCAGCACAGGUGAGCGACAGGACAAAUGUGAAAGAGGAUGUGCAAGGAGAAGAGGAUGGCAGCAGGACAGUGGGCUCAGAGGAGGAAGCUCCUCCUACAUCCUCCACUCCUCCAGACCUCCAUGAGCCCAACAGCAACCUGGACUUUGACCUGUCCAGCGACUCUGACUCUGUAACGUGUAAUCCACCCUCAUCAGACAGUGAGGGGGAGUACAGCCAGACCAGGAAGUCCAAACAGGAAGGGGUGGAGCAGGCGGCAGUAGAGGAGCCAUCAGGCGGGGCUGGAGGAAAGGAAGAGGGGGGUAUUAAGCAGAAGCGCACCGGGGAGAACAGCUCUGAGGUAGGAGGGGAGACGUCUGUGCUUGUCCUCCCUCCUGAGCAGGAGAACGGGCGCUCAGAACGGAGGGAGGCUGAGACAAAGUCCCAGAACAGUGAACAGUCAGGAGUCACCAUGGAGGAGGAGGAGGAGGUGGACCAGGAUAACCACCUCAUCUAUCUACAAGAAGUGCUGGAGCGUAUCCAUGGAGAAUACUACGCCCGCUACAGCGCCUUCCUCAGGAAGGAACGCCCAGAGACGCCUGAUAUCAGGAAGGAACGCCCAGAGACGCCUGAUAUCAGGAAGGAACGCCCAGAGACGCCUGAUAUCAGGAAGGAACGCCCAGAGACGCCUGAUAUCAGGAAGGAACGCCCAGAGACGCCUGAUAUCAGGAAGGAACGCCCAGAGACGCCUGAUAUCAGGAAGGAACGCCCAGAGACGCCUGAUAUCAGGAAGGAACGCCCAGAGACGCCUGAUAUCAGGAAGGAACGCCCAGAGACGCCUGAUAUCAGGAAGAUCGUCCCGGAGCUGAAGGCCCGGAGCCUGGAGGGCACCACCAUUGUGUUCUCUGGGCUGUACCCCACCAACUACCCAAUGGAGAGAACCAGGGAGAACUACCACGCCAAGGCCCUGGGUGCAAAGAUAGGCAAGAGCCUCCUGCUCAGCUCUAAAGACCCUGGCAGAACCACGCACCUCAUUGCUGCUAGAGCAGGUACAGAGAAGGUGCGUCAGGCCCAAGGCUGUAAACGCCUCCAUGUGGUGAAUCCUGACUGGCUGUGGGGAUGUCUGGAGCGCUGGGAAAGGGUGGAUGAAUCACUGUAUCCACUGAAGGAGGACUACACCAAGACCCAACGGAGCAACAGCCCAGCCACGUUCCCUGACCACCAAGGGUCCUUCCAGAACCCCCCGGCCCCCCUCCACCUCCCCCCUCCAGCUGCCCCUGAGGUGCGGACGUACGACCCGGUCACGGGGAAGCUGAUUCGCCGCGGGCUUCAGGCCUCCAGACCACCAUCUUACCUCCAGGCCUCCAUGUCUGCUGCCCACGGUGACCAGACAUCCCUGAGGGGGGGUCAGAAGGACCAGCAGGGGGAGACGGCGGGUCCCUCCAGUCGAGACGAGGAGCAGCCUGGACCCUCCUUCCGCCGGAGGGAACGCCAGCCCAGCAUGUCAGAGACCAACCCUCUCUACACAUUCUGUAAAGAAGACCUGGACAGCAUGGACAAGGAGGUGGACGACAUGCUCGAUGAGGAGAGCGACGAGGAGGGAGAAGGCCGGGGGAAGAAGACGAUGGAAGAGGAGAUGGGGGAAGAAGAGGGGCAGCGGCCAAAGGGUAGUGGACAGAGCACUGAGGGAGAAAAGCACCACCAACGGCACCACCACCACGAGCAGCAGCACCAUGACCAGCUGAAGCAGCACUAUCACCAGCUGCAGCAGCAGGGUCUGGCUACCGUUGUAGAGGAGACUGAGAAAACACAGACACCGCCUAGUCACCAGGGCGGUGCAACGACGGCGGACAGCGUGCCAAGGGGACAGAAGCGCAAGCUUGCUGAGGCCAAGGAGGAGGAAGAGGGGGAGUCGGCGGACGAGUCCACCAAGGAUUCUAAUGAGGAAGAGGAAGGAAGCAGCUCAGAGGCUGAUGAGAUGGCUGCUGCCCUGGAUGCGGAGCUCAACGACUUCAUUUGACAAGGAUGAAUUUGAUUGGACAAAAGAACUGGGGCGUUUGAUUGGACGUUUGUGAACGAUGCCUCACAGAAACACUCUUAAUUUCCCCAGCAGAUUUACGUCCAGGUGGUGCCUGAAUCUUUGUCUCUACGCUGUGUGUGUGGAUGUGUUUUAACGAGGUUGUGUUGUACAGAAUGAAAAGGUAGGUUAGUACAGUAGGAAAACGUCGGUGUGUAAAUAUAUGCUCAAAAAAAUAAAGGGAACACUAAAAUAACACAUCCUAGAUCUGAAUGAAUGAAAUAUUCUUAUUAAAUACUUUUUUCUUUACAUAGUUGAAUGUGCUGACAACAAAAUCACACAAAAAUGAUCAAUGGAAAUCAAAUUUAUCAACACAUGGAGGUCUGGAUUUGGAGUCACACUCAAAAUUAAAGUGGAAAACCACACUACAGGCUGAUCCAACUUUGAUGUACUGUCCUUAAAACAAAUGAGGUUCAGUAGUGUGUGUGGCCUCCACGUGCCUGUAUGACCUCCCUACAACGCCUGGGCAUGCUCCUGAUGAGGUGGCGGAUGGUCUCCUGAGGGAUCUCCUCCCAGACCUGGACUAAAGCAUCCACCAACUCCUGGACAGUCUGUGGUGCAACGUGGCGUUGGUGGAUGGAGUGAAACAUGAUGUCCCAGAUGUGCUCAAUUGGAUUCAGGUCUGGGGAACGGGCGGGCCAGUCCACAGCGUCAAUGCCUUCCUCUUGCAGGAACUGCUGACACACUCCAGCCACAUGAGGUCUAGCAUUGUCUUUUAUUAGGAAAAGACAAGCAUAUGGUCUCACAAGGGGUCUGAGGAUCUCAUCUCGGUACCUAAUGGCUGUCAGGCUACCUCCUGCGAGCACAUGGAGGGUUGUGCGGCCCCCCCAAAGAAAUGCCGCCCCACACCAUGAGUGACCCACCGCCAAACCGGUCAUGCUGGAGGAUGUUGCAGGCAGCAGAACGUUCUCCACGGUGUUUCCAGACUCUGUCACGUCUAUCACGUGCUCAGUGUGAACCUGCUUUCAUCUGUGAAGAGCACAGGGCGCCAGUGGCGAAUUUUCCGAUCUUGUUGUUGUCUGGCAAAUGCCAAACGUACUGCUUGGUUGGGCUGUAAGCACAACCCCCACCUGUGGACGUCGGGCCCUCAUACCACCCUCAUGGAGUCUGUUUCUGACCGUUUGAGCAGACACAUGCACAUUUGUGGCCUGCUGGAGGUCAUUUUGCAGGGCUCUGGCAGUGCUCCUCCUUGCACAAAGGCAGAGGUAGCGGUCCUGCUGCUGGGUUGUUGCCCUCCUACGGCCUCCUCCACGUCUCCUGAUGUACUGGCCUGUCUCCUGGUAGCGCCUCCAUGCUCUGGACACUACGCUGACAGACACAGCAAACCUUCUUGCCACAGCUCGCAUUGAGGUGCCAUCCUGGAUGAGCUGCACUACCUGAGCCACUUGUGUGGGUUGUAGACUCCGUCUCAUGCUACCACUAGAGUGAAAGCACCGCCAGCAUUCAAAAGUGACCAAAACAUCAGCCAGGAAGCAUAGGAACUGAGAAGUGGUCUGCGGUCCCCACCUGCAGAACCACUCCUUUAUUGAGGGUGUCUUGCUAAUUGCCUAUAAUUUCCACCUGUUGUCUAUUCCAUUUGCACAACAGCAUGUGACAUUUAUUGUCAAUCAGUGUUGCUUCCUAAGUGGACAGUUUGAUUUCACAGAAGUGUGAUUGACUUGGAGUUAAAUUGUGUUGUUUAAGUGUUCACUUAAUUUUUUUGAGCAGUGUAGUUGUAGAUAAUUUUUAGGGUUAAUGUAGAAACUUUCGACAGUUUUAUUGUAAGAUAAAGAAAUAGGAGAGAUUUUGGCUAAUUUAGUAUUACUUGAGGUUUUUUUUUCACAUUAAAGACUUUUAUAUAAAUUCAACAAAUUACUUAAUUCAUUGGUCGUAUGAUGCCAAAGAGUUUGAACUAGACCAAUCAGAGCCUGCAGCUAAAGAUUUUACUCUGACAUCACAUCCUGUGUUCCUAUUUCCUGUUGUUUUUUAGGGGUGAACCAUUAAAACAUUGUUACCAGCAGAA